Molecule: messenger RNA, 726 nt
Organism: Eufriesea mexicana
Lineage: Eukaryota; Metazoa; Arthropoda; Insecta; Hymenoptera; Apidae
Exons: 3
Coding region: 1-726 (241 amino acids)
Biological process (GO): sensory perception of taste; male courtship behavior; chemosensory behavior
Cellular component (GO): membrane; neuronal cell body; dendrite
Source: RefSeq, a predicted model, not a curated record
AUGCCAUUAUUGGGUUUUACUAUUAUACUCGUCAGAUAUUAUAAUAAACUUCCUUUUGUUCUGAUUUUCUACACGUUUGUCGGGGUCUUGGCACUGAAUAAUUUGUACACGAACAACGUGUACGUGUUGAGCGCCUGUUUCCAGCAGAUAAACGAAUCUCUGGAGAAAUUGAAGGAAAUUCUGAUCAACGACGAGCCUCAUCUCCGCAGAAGAGUUUUCCACGCGCGGAAGAAUCCUGUGUUGCUCACGAUGUUGAGACGCCAAAAGGAGCAACACUUGGAGACGAGUAAAACCGUCCAUGAAUUGAAUAAUGCGUUUAGUACUCAAAUGGAAGCAUCGCUAUUCUUGUUGCUCAUUGACAUUACUUUCAACAUUUAUUCUUAUUUACUCGUGUACAACAAUGAAGGGACGAUUAAAAAGUUCGGGUAUGAUAUCAUCUUUGCAGUUUUCUACGUAGUUCACGUGAUUGUGAUAAUUUUGGUCGUCGAUAUUGCUAGAAGUGAAAUGGAGAAAAUUGGCUGGAAUAUUCAUAGAAUCCUGAUUCAUACUUCGGAUGAAAAGAUGACGACGGAGUUGGAGAUGUUCUCGUUGCAAGUACUGCAAAGAGGCAAUACGUUCACGAUGAAGGCGAUUGUGUUAGAUUUUACGUACUUGAAACAGAUUGUUUGCAGUAUCACCACCUUCUUGUUAAUCCUGGUGCAAUUUUUAGUCGAUAGGCCUUGUUGA